AUGUUGCAAGAAACGGUGCGGUCAGAAGCAGCUUCCAGGCCACUUGCGCCUCGAUCAGAGCUGCCCCAGCGGCCUCGACCACGCGAUCAUCGCCUCCGUGUAUCCCACGCGUGUGAGGGUUGUCGCCUGAAGAAGGUUCGAUGCAAUGGCGUGCGGCCAGCCUGUGGCCGCUGUUCUUCCUUGUCGUUGGAAUGCCAGUAUGGCUUCGCAAGAUUCGCACGGACUAGGCAACUGAUCAAGGACCUCACCACCAAGGUUGAGCAAUACGAGAGCAUUCUGACGAGUGCAAAGGGCGGAGUCUCUGAAGAAAUCGUUGACGCUCCAUUGGUACAGCCGCAGCCGUCAGAAACACCAUCAUCCAACAAGAGUGUCGUCUCAUCCGACUCACCAACUUACGCCUUGGCCAAAGAUAUCGGCUCAAACCACUCUGAACGAGCCACAGACAGUCUCCGCAGCACCCGUUCAGGUUCUUCGUCCGAGAGUUCUUCAGGUACCGACUCGCAUGAGCUGACACCACAAAGCAAUCCUCCUCAGCAUAAAGCAAAUCCAAAUACAUCCACCGGCCCAUAUGAUGGUUGUACAAGUCGAAAGCCGCUGCCCGACUGGGCCGCCAAUCAUGCCCAAAUGGUCGAGAACCUGCUAAGGCCGCCUCGCCAUGUUUUAGAGGAGGCUGUUCGCUGCUUUCUGGAUGGCUCAGCUAUAUUAUUCAACUAUUUCAGCGAAGAGGAGCGCUCAUCACUUUUCGACAUCGCCUACUCCGAGUCCUUGUCCGCGGAGCAAUCGAUUUCACCGACAGUGGCACUCUGUCAAUUGAGCGCCGUCGCCGCCACUGGCUGCCAGUACUAUCCCGAGCACUUUGACGAUGCGACAAGGACGGCUUUCCUCUCCAUCGUCAAAGUCACGCUCGAUGACUGCAUCGAGGCGUCCGGUGUCGCUGCUGUGCGGGUCAUGGCCCUGUUAUGCAUGUACUUUACAUUCGAGAAACGCAUCAGUGCAUUGACGUACGCAGAAAGUGGACUUCGCAUAGCUCGAGCCCACGGCAUAGUGGACGACCGUUCAAGAAUAUCGGAUUCCUCGCCAUGGAAGAGGAUCGUCAGCAGCCUGGUCUUUUUGGAUUGUUGGAUAUCCGCCACGACGGGUCAUAUGCCGGAAGCCCUCAGUUCAGGCGAGACCCAGUCCCCGCUUCUUUUCGAGCUUGGAACCAGUGGCUUGACAAUAGACAUUGUCCAGAAUGAGAUGACGAAGGCGGCCGUUCUGUCGGCGCUGAUCAUGCGCGAUGUCCAUCACGCCAAAUGCGCCAUUGUGACGAGAGAGACAUUGGCCAUGUACAGGAGCCGACUGGAGGAGUGGCUCCUGAACCUGCCCGACUUUAUGAAACUGGCACAUCUGGUUGACGGCGUGGAAACCGACAAGAACAUCCGUGCAGUUUUCUUGGUCCAUCUGCUGUUCAUGCACACUCUCAUGCUACUCUACCGGUCGGAAUUGGUGGCAUUGGCUCACACUUCUCAAGCCGAAGCCAAAGCCGAAGCCGAAAAAGCCUUCAUUACCGCCCAAGAGUUCCUUGAUCCCUGUCUAUGGUCGGCGAGGCAGGUCGGCAGGAUCCUCAAGAUUGCCCAGUCGCAGGGGCUGGUUCUGAGCAAGUGUUGGAUGUUUAUCAAUACGUCCUACUGCACGGCCAAUGUUUUGCUUUACUUCUCCGCCAACCGUCUCCUAUACCAGCAGCCAAACAGUGGUGAGAUUGAGACGACCACCACGGUCGAAGACGAUCUCGCAGCUACUGCCAUUUGUAUAGAUGUGCUCGAAUUUUGUGGCCGCUACGACGACGUGGCUAAACAGUACCUGGCCACCAUUGCACCUCUCAACAACGAACUGCAGGAUAUCUUCCGCCGGUUAGCCGCACAGAGUUCUAGUAUUCCCGAUGAGAGUGACGCCGAGAGCUUACGUCGAGUGAUUUCGUCGAGCGCAAAUUAUUUAAUUCAUCCGUCUCCAUCCAGCACCAGCUCAGGCUCAACUGUCGGGUUCCUGCAGGGGGCCAGAUUCAAUUUCCAUUCUCCAAUGAUGAAGUGA
Molecule: messenger RNA, 2067 nt
Organism: Exophiala dermatitidis NIH/UT8656
Lineage: Eukaryota; Fungi; Ascomycota; Eurotiomycetes; Chaetothyriales; Herpotrichiellaceae
Exons: 2
Coding region: 1-2067 (688 amino acids)
Biological process (GO): regulation of DNA-templated transcription
Molecular function (GO): zinc ion binding; DNA-binding transcription factor activity, RNA polymerase II-specific
Source: RefSeq, a predicted model, not a curated record